Cavia porcellus (domestic guinea pig) is the source of this 769-nucleotide messenger RNA. RefSeq names its product vomeronasal secretory protein 2. The coding region runs from base 76 to 612 and encodes 178 amino acids. Gene Ontology annotation, molecular function: small molecule binding. The transcript has 7 exons. Lineage: Eukaryota; Metazoa; Chordata; Mammalia; Rodentia; Caviidae. The record is from RefSeq and is a predicted model, not a curated record.
GGUGCCCUGAGAGGAGCUGACACAGCCUCAUCCAGAUUCCAGGAGACCUCUGCAGCCACGAGCACAGUGCUGGACAUGAAGACCCUGCUUCUGACCGUUGUGCUGCUAGGCCUGGUGGCUGCCCUGCAGGCCCAGGACCCGCUGUCCCUCCAGCCAGAGGAACCAGAUCUCACAGGGACCUGGUACACGAAGGCCAUAGUGAGCAACAUGACCCUGCUGGAAGGGAAGAUGUUCAAGGUGGCGUUCCCCUUGACGGUGACAGCACGUGAAGGCGGGAACCUGGAGGCCAGGACCACCUUGAUGAUUAAGGGUCAGUGCCACACAAAGGAGAUUCUGAUGCUGAAAACCGAGGAGCCCGGCAAAUACAGCGCCUUUGAGGGCAAGAAGCUCAUCUCUGUGGAGGAGCUACCUGUGCAGGACCACUACAUCUUCUACUGCGAGAAGCUGGGCCCAAAGAGGACAUUCGGUGUAGGGAAGCUCAUGGGGAGGACUCCUGAGGAAAACCCUGAGGCGCUGGAGGAAUUCAGGAAAUUCGUGCAGCGCAAGGGACUUCUACAAGAGAAAAUCAUCAUCCCCAAGCAGAGGGAAAGCUGCGUCUCUGAGCGUGACUAGGCAGCCACCUGGAUCUGCAUCCCCCGAGUUCUCCUUCCCUGUCAGACUGGGUCUCGUACCAGACUGUGCCUCCAAACCCAAACCCAACCCCACUGCUAUGGCAGUUUCCACCCCGCCUUUGACCCCACCCCACACCAAAUAAAGGACUUCAGCAGCA